AAGGCGAACAAUUUUUUCCUCCAAAAUUUCUAGCCAUUAAGCUGAUUCAAAAAAAAUCAUUCCACUCUAAUAGACUAGCUACAAAAAUUAUACUAAGGCAAUGCAGUGGGAAAUCUCAAGCCCUUUACCACUCCAAAAUCUGCUAAAAGCCUAAUUACAAAACACACAUAAAGCGUUAAUCUUUACAAUUCUGAAGUUAAUCGAAUUUUUAUAAUCCUCCGUUAUCUCGUAUCUACUGUUUAACCUUUUUAUGAAUAUUCUCGAUAGCGGUGGACUUUUAAGAAUUCUUUAUAGUCUACCGUUAAGUAAUAUCCAUUGUUAAGAAAGGUCCUUGUGCAACAUUGAAAUAUUAAGAAACGUCUACCUCUUUCGGUCAACUACCUGUUCCCGUAGGCUUUGCGAGAAUGGCAUGUCAAUACCUUUAACUACAGCUGACCGCAGCAUGUGCAAUAAAAUAUUUAUAUGAAGUACUGUAAAAAAUAUUUGACCGUUAUUUUUAGACUUCUGAGAAUUCAGUACCUCCUUCAACAUAUUUUUUUCUAAAAUGUAAGAUAAAAUGAGAGUUAUAUGUAAUUACUUAUGGCCAGGACCGUAGAGAGUAAAUCGUUUAGGAUAUAGAAUACGGCGUUGCUGAUCUAUAAAUUGAUUGAUAUAUAUUUUUUGUUUUGAGAAAAAUUUGUUUAAUUUUACCAUAUACAUACAUAUGUAUAUAUUUUUUGUUAAUGUUGCCGAGUAUGCUGGAAUACUUAUAUGAUAAAUUGAUAAUGAGCGAGUAAAGCAUCCAAAAGAAACUUUGAUGCAGAUUUGAAAAAAAUGUUCUUUUUAAAUUCAUGUUGAGAGUUAAAAAGUCUGACAACAAGAAAGGGAACCAGACUACAAAAAAUUUUGCAGAGCACCGGGCCACUUAACAACGCCGGGCCCGGAAGGAAUUAUUCCCGAUCUUCUCGCCCUCUCCUUCACUCCAAAUGGCUUCGUAAAGAUACAGUCACAAAGAUUGCUGAUACACAUUUCUUUUGUUAAAAUAUUCAUAAAAACUUGGAAAACAAUAAAAUUUAAAUAAUAAUAAUAACAUAUGUCAUUCGAGUUCACUCUCGCCUACCUGCGCGUGUUGACUGAAGGACAACAAAGUGAAGAAGUCUAAGUGCUUUAAAAAUUUUACAAAAGGGCUUUCCAUUCUGUGCAAUAAAGGAUUAGCGGUUUAAAGAAGGCUUCUGAAAAUUCAUUAGGACUAUUAUUGUUAUUUCAAUUAAAGUUAAAUUGGGUUGCUCAAAUCACCUCAGAACAAAAGCAGGGAAACAGGUAAAAUAUAAAAAUAAUGUGCAGUACCUGCUAACGAUGAGCAAUCUCGCAACCUUUCGAUAGUUCAGCUAUAAAAAGUCUUUACACUCUGCCGUUCAGCGUCAUUCCUUCAGAUAAACUCAGCAGGAAUAAGUCGUAAAAUCAAAAUCUCAAAAAAUGAUGCACAUUAUUAAUAUCCAUCCAAGCACAACAGUUGCAGCCAACGGCUACAGUUCAAACGGCAGAACCAUGCAUUCGCAAUGUUCUUCGAAAUUUCUCGGAAACAAUACGGUAAAGAAGUCGAAAUAUUGCCCUUACUUUCGUCCAUGGGUCACUGAGGAAACCGAAGCUAAGUCAAUCCAAUCGCUGGAAGAACGGGUAACGGACACACUGCAUGACAAACAUUUGGAAUACACAGCACAUAAGGUGGAAAACUUGAUCAAUCCGUUGACGAACUCUAAUAAUGUGACAAGUAUACCCGCAACAACGACCAUACCGCCAUCAAGUAUGGCAGCAAUUCAGCAAUCUAUGGUUAAUGCUAAUGCUAAUGCUAUUCCUAUCAUGCCACCAUCACUCACACCACCGACCUCACCGUAUGCCGAACGAUUUGGAGACUUUACUAUGGACAUGAGACCGCUCUAUACCCAAGCGUCAUAUGUGAAUACCGCAGGGAAUAUGCUAGCAUAUCCAACAAAUUAUAGACCUACAAAUCAAUAUAUGUUUAAUGUUUUGCACCCACAACGGCCACUGCUUAUACCAGCACAGCCGGGACCUGCACAUAGUGUGGUUAGUACGCUACCUUACACCUCACUACCAAUGAACUCAACGGCAGGUCAAUACUACCAUACUAACGUCGCACCACCUUGGUCAAACGUAACGUACAGGAAUAAUGUGACAACACAAUAUAUACAACAGCCUGUAGCAAAUCAAGUUUAUCCAACUGCAAUGCAACAAAAUAAGAUUGAUAGAAUACAAGAACGUUCCUCGUCAGCACCCCCAUCACCGAAACGCGCAAAGCAACUUAAACGGAAGGCAGCAGAAUUGCCAAGGUCGCGGAGCUUUCCUAAUAGCGCCGCACUGAACUCGCUGGCAACCCAAUCAAAUAUGGAUAACAAAACACUCUGGCCAGAAGUUCAAGUAGCCUUAACAACAUCUCAACGCGACAAUGAACCCAAAAAGCAAGCCAAGAACACCAAAAAACGUCAAUCGAAACAAGCCGAUAAGCCAAAUAUCUCUGACAAGGCUCCAUCAAAACCACCCACCUCGACAAAAACAUUAUUGCCGGCGGCAGCGACUUCCAACUCCAACGCUAUUAAACGAAAAUCUAUCGAUGAUCUAGCGGAACAGGUAACAGUUUCUGCAAAGAAAUUAAAAAUGAUAUCUUCGGCGUUUAAAUUAGAAGAUAUUUUGGCAUAUCGCCCAAAUAUGGCGCGCCAUCGCCCGAAGAAGGACGAAUCGAAGGAGGCGCAACUUGCGCGUGAACAAAACACCAUCGCUUGCCGAAAAUAUAGACGUAUGCGAAGAAUAGCAAAAAUUUUGGAACAGAAAAUGGUUGAAGCCGAAUCAGUAAGCCAUUUUGUGAACAUUAUAUAAUGACUACUUUGAGCCAGUAAAUAAAACAUGUAAUACAGACAAUUUUGAAAAUUGUAAUAAAUAUUACUUUAUAAAGUUGUACUUUAAAUACUGAUUUUUUUUAAUAUGAUGUAAAUAUGUAUAUAUAUUUAUAUGUAAAUAUGUAAAUUUCUAAAUGUAAAGUAAUUGUAAGUGCAGCGAAAAUAAUAAAAUCUGAUAAUUGUUUGGAACAAGUUUACAAUAA
Bactrocera oleae (olive fruit fly) is the source of this 3094-nucleotide messenger RNA. RefSeq lists its product as uncharacterized. The record is from RefSeq and is a predicted model, not a curated record. Lineage: Eukaryota; Metazoa; Arthropoda; Insecta; Diptera; Tephritidae.